AUGUAUGAUCGUGGGAAUGAGAAAGUUUACAGUAGUAUUCCAUUUAUCAAUAAAAUGAUAACAUUUAGUGAAGCAAACAUUAUUCGUAGACCUGCCAUGACCAUAAUUAUUAAAUUAUCUAUAGCAGAUAAUUCUAUACUAAAGUCAGGAAAAACUGUCAUGUUAUUAAUGAAUGUCAUAUAUGGAAAAGCAAUUGCUAGAAUUUCAAUCCCUCUUCUAAUAUUGGAAGAAUUAUGGACAAAAGCAAAUCUGCAUGAAGAAGGUGGUAAAUGGCGAAAAAUUGGAUUCGCAACUGAAGCACAAAAUGGGAAAUUCAUCAAGGUCGAAUAUUUAGAACUUGAAAAUAUGCACAAAUUUAUGAAAAAGAUGUUGAUGAUUAUCGAAAGACAAAGAUGUCCAUUUGCAACAACGUCCAUUGAAGCUACAGAACUAUUAUGUGAUUAUUGUGAAUGUAAGUACAACAACAUCACCAUCAUUUCAAAUCAUCUUUCAGACUAUGGAAUGAAAUGGAAGCGGAAUUUACGUAGUAGAUUCAGUUAUGUACAGAAUCGUACAUUUUGUAAAGGUUCAAAAUAUUAA
Messenger RNA from Rhizophagus irregularis DAOM 181602=DAOM 197198, 579 nucleotides. The record is from RefSeq and is a predicted model, not a curated record. NCBI's taxonomy places the organism in Eukaryota, Fungi, Glomeromycota, Glomeromycetes, Glomerales, Glomeraceae.